Lynx canadensis (Canada lynx) is the source of this 1434-nucleotide messenger RNA. It is a transcript of the gene SPACA4, whose product is annotated as sperm acrosome associated 4. The record is from RefSeq and is a predicted model, not a curated record. NCBI's taxonomy places the organism in Eukaryota, Metazoa, Chordata, Mammalia, Carnivora, Felidae. The transcript has a single exon. The coding region runs from base 1 to 381 and encodes 126 amino acids.
AUGGUCCCCAGCUGGCUUCUGCUUCUGGCGAUGGCUCUGCCCCCAGGUGCCACGGGCGCCAAGGACUGUGUGUUCUGUGAGCUGACCGACUCCACGCAGUGCCCCGGGACCCACAUGCGCUGUGGCGAAGACGAGGACUGUUUCACGGGCCAGGGGGUGGCCCCGGGGCUCGGCCUCAUCAUCAACAAAGGCUGCGUGCAGUCCACUUCCUGCGGCCACGAGGAGCCCGUCACCUACAUGGGCGUCACCUACACCCUCACCACCACCUGCUGCUCCGGCCACAUGUGUAACAGGGCCCCCGGUCCCAAAAGCGGCCCGCUGGAAGGGGUCACCGCCGCCGGCCUGGCGCUGGGCCUGCUGCUGUUCCCACAUUUGCUGUGACCGACCUGAAGGGCAGGGCCUGGGACUGGUCUCCCGGCCUCGCUGCUCCCCGAGCCUCCUGCCUCCACCCCUCCCCCUCAUUAAAUGGCCAGAGGCCCUGGACAACCUCUCGUGGCCCCGGCCUCAUCCGUUCUAGGGCCGUCCACCCGGACCCGGGGGCUCGGCGAAGCGUCCUCAGACCUGAUUUGGUGGCGGGGAGCCACGCUCGGUGGGUUUGACUUGUCCCCCUACUGUAUUUCAUUGGCUCUAAGACGCAUCUCUUUUCGCGUUUUGAUCAAGAUGCUGCUUUUCAUCGGUGGCACCUUAGAGUCGAUGAAAUAGGGUUAAGAACAAAACAAAACGAAACGAAACCAAAAAACCCCCGAAUAACGACAAUAAUAAAUGACAGCUGAUGUUUACGGAAGGCGGCUGAUGUGACGUGCCAAGGCACUGUGAUCUCGUUGAAUCCCCCCGGGCCAAGCCGGGAGGGUAGAUUCUUUCCGAAAGGUCCCAGUCUCCACGGCGGCGGGUCCCAGAAUGGGUUCCUCGAACGGGCAGCAUGGGUAAUCAGCGGGAGGAGCUUGCCAGGAAUGCUGCUUCUCAGGUCCCAUCCCAGGCCGGCUGAAUGGGGGCGGGGCCCCGAGAUCCGCGUUUUGAUUCCGCCGCAGGCAGGCCCAAGAUUGAAAACCGCUAGCCUAGGCCAAUGGUCACCGACCGCGCAUGUCUGCCCGUCCCCCCCCCCCCCUCAAGGGGGCACCGGGCAAUGUCCGGAGACACUUUGGCUUCUCAUAGUAGGGCAGAGUGGGUGCUAUGGUCGUCUACUGGGGAGACACCAGAGAUUCAGUUCAGCUGGCCCGCACGUGAGCACCGUCUCUGUCGAGAAGAAACCCUGCUCCACGGGCCCUAACCACAUCAUCCCGCUGUGCAGCGGGGGAAACGCGAGCACAGAGAGGUGAAGUCCGUUGCCCAAAGUCACACAGCGAGUAGCUGGUGGAGCUACUGUUUGAACCCAGGCCCUCUGACCCGAGAGUCCCUGCACCCCGCACCCUCCCCGAAGUGUGACCCUCGGAGGUA